AUGCCAGAAGUUGAUACCAAUGGGCCGGAAAACAUGCUCAUGGGCGAGAGAGAUGUGAGUAUCACUUUGUUGAAUGAAGGGAGGUACAGCGGAAUGGCUAGUCCUCUGGUCAUGCGCGUACCGACGAACCGAACCGGUAGCGAGGAUUACAAUGACAAAGGCGCAAACUUGCGCAUCGACAUGGACCAGGACCAAAAGAAGUCGACCAAGGCGCAAAUGUUUUCCUCUGAAUUCCGGUUCAAUGCUGAGCUAGCAUUGCGUGUCGCCUGUGGUGUCAUCGUCGCUUCGUUCAUCCAGACGCGUGAUCCGAACUACGAUCCGUCAAUUGAGCACGACAAGAAGUGGUUUUUCUUUCCGGAGUGGUAUUACCUCGGUGGUCUCAGCUACUGCGCUGUUGCGGUCAUCUUUUCUACGGGGAAGAACGUUGGUGCGACGCUGACUGAAGUGUGCCAGGCAUUUUAUGGUGUGGGAAUGGCUCUCGUGUACAACCUCGUUCUCUUUUCGUUCACGGACGUGCACACGUUCAACGACUCAUACGAGGGGUAUCUCUUGAUCUCGGAGAAAAUGUCUUUUGGAGGCUCCGAGUAUUACGUGAACUCGCGCAACUUUUACGCCGUGCUUCCGUGGAUCGUGAUCUUUACUGUUGCUGUCCUGCUGUCUCCGCUCGAGAGCAACACCAAGAAGUUUGCGUUGGGUAACAACCUCUACUUCACGCUAACCAUUAUAAACCCCACGGAUCCAUUGGACUCUUCCAAGUUGAAAGCCACCGGUGACACAUACUUCGAGCCAAGCAAUAUUCUGAACAACCUCGCCAUGUAUUUCAUGGUGGGGUUCGUUGGAACCCUCAUUUCACUGCUCAUCAUGUUCAUCCCGUACCCGAUUUUUGCGAUCUCGAAGUUGCGGGACGAAACGAGAAAAGCUUCUGGAGAUGUUCUGGAUCUACUCAACCUCAUUGUGGACUCGUACUGCUUCAAGAACAAGAACGUGGAUCACAUGAACUUUUUGAAGCUUAAACUGCAGCGCAAGUUCGAUGCAGCCACCGCGCGCCAACGCCGGAUGAUCGACUUAUUGGACAAUGUGUGGUGGGAGCAGCUCUUUGGUUUCCACCUCUUUUUCAAAUUCAAUCGCUCCAUGUCGAAGGGAUAUGUGCGGCUCAUUGCAUCCCUGAUUGCGGACCUGCGGUCACUGAACAAUGCUAUGCAACUCGAGCAGUACGAUGACUUGCACUUUAUGUACAUGAAGGUCCUCCAGCGCGAGAUCUACGUCAUCCAAAUGCGAUCAGGGGAUCUGCUUCACGAGAUUUCUGGAGAGAUCCACGCUUCAUCUGAACAACUGAACCUCCAGAAGAUCCAUCAGCUCCAAAGUCAAAUGGAAAACACGUUGCGGCGCUACCGAGAGGCUCAGAUUCGGCUACUUCAGUCGCAGAAGGUCACGAUGAAAGACGUUGAGGGCAAUGUCCCACUCAACCUGUUUCUCUUUUCGCUCAACUCAUUCUGCAGCACUUUGAUCGAGUACCAGGACGCGCACAACAAGAAAGACUUUCAUGGCGGUCGUCGAGCUCGGUCUUUUCUCGUGCAGUCGAUGAAAAACUUUUUCAUGAUGCACCAGUACACUCGGUCCCGCAUUCUGGAAGCGGCACGAGUCUCGGUUGCGAUUAUCAUGGGUGUGUUUCUCGGAGUCUAUAUUUACGGCUUCAGCUCGACGACCCCAUCAGCCGUGGCUUAUGUGAUGGGGAAUCACAUUGGAGGUUCCUUCAGCGUCACGGUGAAUCGUGUGGGAGGUGUUGUAGCUGGCAGUGUCAUUCCCUCGGUUUUCCAGUUUUUCAUUUCCCAGGUUUGCAACCCCCGAUUUAUGAACGUGUUCCUGUCCAACCUGCUGCUCUUCGUUUGGGUCACGGUUUCCAUGUACGUCAAGUUUGCCGGUGGCUACAGCUCGUACGCUGGCUUGGUGUCGGCCUUCAUUUCUGCGGGAGUUCUGCUUCGCCAGUCCGAUGUUUGCUAUGCCAAUGGUUCAGAUAGUUCGUUGACGAUCUCAAUCAACUCGUACUCGAGUCUCGCGCAAACAUCCGUGGGGUUAGUUUUGUUCAUCGUGGUGGAAAUGGCCAUGUGCCCCGAGAGUGCCACAAGUUUGCUGCGCAAGAACAUCCAGCAGACUCUGAAGUUGCAGCAGAAGGCAUUUGGCAUUUUGUUCGGACACCACCUUUCGAGUUCUGGGCAAAUGAGUGAUGAGACUAUGGAGGAAGUUCGCGAUAUCCUCCAGGUACAGAUUCCUGCAAAACUUGUGGAGCAACAAGCGCUGCUGCAAGAAGCUCAAGCGGAGCCACAGAUGUGGCGCCCCGUGUUCUCAAAGCAGAAGUACGAGGCAGUGUUCAGCAGCAAUCACCGCUUGUUGAACAACAAUAAUCUGCUGUACAAACUUGUGCGCUGGUACAAUUAUCGGGUGAAGAAGAACUUGACGCUGACAAAUGCGAUUGACAUUCGCGACAUGAGCGCCGACAAUGCGCGCGUCUUCGGUCCAAACGGUGGCCCCUCGGCUCAUACAAAGUGGCAGAAUGCAAGCAAACAGUUCUUGUCUUCUGUGAACGACACGUUCAACACUUUGCAAAUGCUCUUUGGUGAGUCCUUCCUGUACUCAGACCCGGACCAGACAGCGAUUUUUAUGCAGAUGAAAGAAGCCUUUCGUGUGGCUGAUAAGGACUGUAGCGGUGAGAUCGAUGCCGACGAGGUGGCCGUGAUGCUUGAGACGAUCUUUGCUCAGUCGGGUGCAGUGAAACAAGAGGAGAUCACCAAGUACGUGUCGGACUUUAUGGAGAUCGUGGACAAGGAUUGCAGUGGGAAGGUAUCCUUUGAAGAGUUCAUGGCAGCUCUUGAAGACGGUCUGAAACUCGAGGUCGAAGUGUACCACCGCCGAAAGCCAAAGGCAGCAGAUCGUCUGCCAACCGUCUUGUCGAGCGUCAAUGAAAGUGGUCGCGUGAUGUCUUGUAGUGCGACUUCGUCGAACGGAGCUGGCAUGUCGAAGAUCACGGGUAGUAUGCUCGAUACAUUUACACCAAAGAGAGGCGAUCGGUUCUCGACUGUGUCGUUGUCGCGGAACACCCCAAAGCGAACGUCGGGAUUCAUGAAACGAGCCUCAACUGUAAUGUCACCAAUUCGUCGUGAGCACGACGUGCUGAACGUUGAGGACUUUACAACGAGUGACAUUGCCGCGCAGAUGAAGGCGACGUAUGUCGAGUGGUUGAUGGAAGAUCACCGAUUCAAGCGCGUGACAAUGGAGGAAAUGUUGCUGCUCAACUGUUUGGUAAGCGGUGCCGAAGGUAUUGCCCGGAACUUGACGCUCAUGGAAGAGAUUGUCAUUGCUUCGUAG
Molecule: messenger RNA, 3363 nt
Organism: Peronospora matthiolae
Lineage: Eukaryota; Oomycota; Peronosporomycetes; Peronosporales; Peronosporaceae
Source: the annotation of a GenBank genome assembly